This is a messenger RNA of Acanthaster planci (crown-of-thorns starfish), 3213 nucleotides long. RefSeq lists its product as uncharacterized. NCBI's taxonomy places the organism in Eukaryota, Metazoa, Echinodermata, Asteroidea, Valvatida, Acanthasteridae. The record is from RefSeq and is a predicted model, not a curated record.
UGUUAUGGUAACCAGUAACAAUCCGCGGCAUUUCCAGAAAACACGUUAUUUCUCCAUUUAUUCGCGAAAAGUUUCUGAUGUUGCAAUCCUUCUACCUCAUAUUAAUACUGUCGGACAAUAAUUUUUUGGGCAAAUUUUAAUCUUAACACAUAUUUGUGCAUUUUCUACGGUUUAUUUUUACGCGGUCUCCUGGGGCGGAGAGACACAGAUUGUUUAGGGUGUUGCAGGUCACCGGUCAUGCGGUACUCACACAUGGUAAACAUUACCGAACUUUAUCUUGCACCUCUAUUUACCCUUUGGAUCCAGCAAUAGCUUUGCCAAAUAACCGCAUUUCCACCGGUUUUACGCAUCAAAUCGUCAUAAGAAAUCCACCCGUAGGACAUGUAAGAUAGAAAAGUAUUUAAAUACAUUAUACAUUCCAACAGUUCGGUGAAAAAAAAGCUUAAUGUAGUGAGUGAAUCAAUUACGGAAUUAGCCUGAGGUCAGCCUGCAUUUCGCUCACUAGGCCUAGGGCCUACCUACAAGGGAACAGGUUGGGAAAAUGACGAAAGAAAACGGUCAGACUCACCCAACUGGCUCCGACGUUUCACCGCAAACUCGCGCCAGAAUGCGCCAGGGACACUCGGCGGGGACAAUCCUGACGAACGGCUCCAAGAACAUCACGGUAAUCACCCCCUUCGACAAGCGGAGAGGGGAACCGGCUCUGUCGCUGCGGAAGGGAACACGGUGGAUGCACCGGACCACCCUGUCGCUGGAUGAGAGGGAGUGGAAAAGAGAUUUCAGCACAUCAGCAAAAGAGGCCUUUGGAGGCAAGUCAUCCUUGGAUCCCUCACAGAGACCCACCCAGUACCCAACGCUGCACACGUCACAUUUUGAUAUCGGCUUGAACCGACAGCAGCACUUUGCCACGCGAUAUGGCAGCGAGUUCAUGGGACAUGCAGUGGAUCAUCCAAACAAGUUACACUACCCCUCCCUCGUCAACUGGUCCCACAACGUGACCGGCCAGGACAUGCAGAAAGUGUUGACCAGGGACAACAACCAGCUGGAUUACUGGACUUCCUACGGGAGGGUGCACUCCAAGCUGGGACUGGAGAGGGGGGAGGGAAUCCCCAGGCCAGAACAGCCCAAGCAGAAGUACGAUCUUCUAACAGGAAAGUGUCUUGGCCCAACAGAAGCCAAGGACCACCAUCUGGUGUCUGGAAACAGAGUGCUCUAUUCUGCCAGAAGGGAUGCACAAGAUUACUUUGUCUUAGGGUGAUGUUGAAAUGUUAAUUCUGAAUAACAUUUAACUUUAUAAAAAAUUCACUUCAGCCUGUAUGUGGUAUUUUAUUUAAUGUACGAAUUGAUUUUUAUUUGGUUUUUAACUAAACUUGAAAACCAAAGAAUGACUCACAACAUCCCAUCUAUUAUACUCAGCUCUAUGACAUGUACUUACUGAAAAACUUCUAUUUAAAAACCCAGAUGUCAGCAUGUCAUAUACAUGUUAUUCCACAGUAUUUUUCAGUUUGUCACAUUUUAAGCAUGCACAUGUACAUGUAUGUCCAAUGACUACCAGAUAGGCCGUGCAUAAAUUAAAUGCAAAGGACAUCAGCGCUGCAUUAGUACCCCACAUUGUAGCAAGGUGUUGCGGUGUCUUGUGGCAGAGAAAUUUGGUGUUGUAAAAGUGCUUCAUUACAGCACUCAUGCUGAAGUGUCUUAGUGCCCCAUUUCACGGAAUUUCCAGUAUUUUGUGGUGCAUCAUGGGAUAUUCCAAAAUUACCCUCGGGGGUUAGGGUUCGUGUUAUUAUUCCCUCUCCUGAACUACUCCAUUUUGUAUUUAAGUUGACCGUCAAUCCAUCACCUGUUCUCCACACCUGAACUGUUUGCCACUGCUCUGUAUCAGCAUAUUCAAAUAUUGAUGGAGUAAACCUGAAAAUGUGGUGCAGUUAUUCUGUGCCAUUGGCAGAGACAUUGUGCCAAUAUUUGCUUUGGGGCUUUUUACACCUAGAGCAAUCAGUCUGUCUGAGUUGAAUUGCGCCCUCCAUGUGAAGUGUGCUUUGUUCGUUGGUUGCUAGGCAAUGCAAGUGUCUCUCCACAUAGGUGUUGGUCAUACACAAACAUUAGUGGUGUUACCGUCACGAACGGAAUUUUAGUUAGGCAAACUAUGGUGAUAUCACUUGAGGUUUCUGUGUCAGAAGAGGAUUUAGUGGAAUAGUGAAAAAAAAAUCAUAACAUUGGUCAGGUCGACCAUCCCUCAAAAACAAUCCUGGGCAAGUUUUCUCAUGUAUCUAGGUCAACUGGAACUUGAUUUGCAGUUGGAAAAUUGUGAAUGGUGUCCCUGAUGGGUUUGACCCCAUAGAAAUAUUUUUGGUAUCGUGUAAUUCAACAACCAGUAUUAGACGCUACAACUGCGGUGGCACAACGCUCGUAGACGGGUGGUACUUGUGCGUUACCUGCCUGUUCAACCAAUGGGGUGUCAUGAUUUGCCAAAUGGGCGCAUGCCAAACUGAAGAAUGUGCCCCUGCAGUUAUAGUGUCUAAUGGGAUUAGUCUAUACGUAUUAAUUAAUGCUUGUAUUCCUCAUUAUGAUAUACUGACAAAUAAUAGAGGAAAAUACAAUCAGACUUUUGUGAAAUGAUGCAAGUUGCUGGUAUGGUAUGGUUGGCUGGUAUGGUCGAUGGCGUUGUGUACACCUUGGGUGGCAAAUAGCCUUCUGAUACUCACGUUAAGUUCUGAUGGUUGUACUUAGCACAUCUGAACCUCUCUGAGGUAUAGUGAAGGUGGAGCAUUAAGAGUUGAUAAUGAGGACCAUGUCACUGCAUCCAGAACCCACAAGUGAAUUAGGUUCCAUCUGGGGGUCAUGCCUCAUUUUUUUUCUGAGCAAUAUAUCAUACGAGUCAUCCUCAUCAAUGAAUUAAUAUCACUGCAUGUGCAAAUUGUUAUUAUAUGACAGUUUUUCACAGCUUUCUGAAGAUUGUACUUUUUUUUCCUUUUUAAGGCAAAAGUAUUAGCAUGGUUCCAAACCACAGAACAAAUGGGCACUUUUUAUUGAAAUAGUUCUGGCAAGUGAACCCAUUUUUGUGUAAAUAACCAAGAUUUUUGUAUUUUAUUGUAUCAUUGAAAUUUACUUGUGCGUAUGUAUUUCCACACAUUUUCUGUCUCUAUUUUUAAAAGUAUUUUCGAAUAUUGCAGUUAUGAAAUAUCUAAUUAAAACAUGUUUGUCAUGUAACUGAUA